This is a messenger RNA of Symbiodinium sp. CCMP2592, 1011 nucleotides long. The record is from the annotation of a GenBank genome assembly. Lineage: Eukaryota; Dinophyceae; Suessiales; Symbiodiniaceae.
AUGACGGUGGAGAUGUACCGUACUCCUAAGAAGAUGGUGGAAGAGCUCUCGGGCCUCGGAUUGAGGCAUGUGGGCUAUGGUGUGCCUACCGAGCUCUUCUCGCCCUAUGUGUCGGCAGCCGUCGAGGUGAUCCGUGGGGUGACUACCGACGAAACGACGGAGACGGCUUUCCGGUGGUCCCUCACGCUGAUUGCAAAAAUCAUGGCCCUGACCUCAGUUCGGACCUUGGUGGAGGGCUCCACGGUGGUCAUGCAGGCCAUUAACACCAACGUGGAGAAGAAUCUUCGGAGGGCCAUUUCAGUGGCUCCGCGUGGCAAGAGAGCCAUGGAGCUGCUGAAGAUCACGGUCGGUACGCAGUCGAUCUCUCCCCUGUAUUGGGCCAUCGAGUCCGGCAGCUUGAUCUGUGCACAGGCCAUGCUUCAGGACCUGCUGACGAUCCGGGCUGACAGGGACAACUACUACUAUGGAGCCGACGCUCUUUUUACUCGACACCCAGAGGUCAUCAAGAAGUUGGCAUCCAGCGCACCAUCGCUCCUGGACUGUCUCCUCGAGGGGUUGAUUUGGCGUUCUCGGGUGAUCGUCAACGGCACGAGAAGGGUCAAUUGCUACUUGAAGCACCUUGUGCAAGACAUAGAUGGAAACCCUCAUCAAGCUCUUCAGUGGCUUGUAGAGUAUGGUAAUCCCAUCACCAUCAGCAUGUUCACCGUGGUUUUGUUAUUCUGGCAAGCUUGCGAAAGAUACACGGUGGAGCAUGGACCGAAGUUCAAUUUGGGCAGAACGAAAUCAGCCAUUCUCGCGAUCGACAUCCCUGCAGAGGAGGAGCUUGAUUUGGCUAGCUGCCGCUACAUGCAGUUGCAAGUACCAGUCGUCCAGCACUACACUUACAUGGGCAUCACCUUCGACGCCACGCUGUCCAUGGACUCACACCUUGCAAGCACUCUGGCGCGAAUGAACUCCCGCUUUGAGGAACACAUGGCCUGCGGCGUCGACGCAGACAAACUGGUGUCGUGA